AAAACAAAAAGCUUCAUUUUUAUGAGUGACAGAAAAGAAGUCAUGGCGAGGGGCGUUACUGGAAAAGAGGAUUUGAAGAGUGGGAAAAGAAGUGAACACUAACCUGACCAGAAACUGUGCAUUUAUGUAACUCGAGGGAGAACAGUGCCGACUUCUUUCCACGGCGGCCAGGGAUUGCUGACAAGUGGUUUUGAUUACUCCGAAAAACGGGGGGGAGGGAGCGCUAGAAGAACACAGGAGCUUUGCCAGCCCGGAUCUAAAUGGUCAGAGUCGGAGAUCCAGGUGUCUGUUUCCUUCUCACGGGAAUUGAGCUGGGAGCCGGCCAGCGUCUGGGGUCGGCGGCGCUUUGCUGCUGCUGCGCCACUUCGGCUUGACGACUCGUUUUUUCCUCUCCCUCUUGCUGACCGAAGUGGAAGCCGUGCCGAUCGGAGGCGGGGGGCAUCGCUGCGGCCGUGUCCCGGAAUGCUGACCUGCUGCACAGGUGCGUCGCCGGCGGACUCGGAUGUGCCGGCCCAUGAAGCACAAGGUCAUUGAUCUCUGAGUAACAUGAUCAGUGCACAGCGGAAUCUGAUUGGUCAGAGCCCGUGUCACUCAACGUUGACCCACGGGCUCACCCUCCUGUCACUGUGGUGUGCGCUUUGUCUGCUCCCGCCCACAGAAGUGAGCGCAGGUCUGUGCCGGGUGUCCGGUGGAGUUCUGGGGAUUCACUGGAGCAGCGUGAUUGGGCUCGGAUGGCGCCCCCUGGCAGUGGGGAGGGGCAGUGCACGAUGUUGGGAGUUGUGCUGCCUGGACCCUGCGUGUGGCGCCGUGUGGACAAUGCAUGGGCACUGUGUGCAGCUGAGCUGCGCUAACCCUGGGGGGUGCACCGUCACUGCGUUUGCGCGGUCAGACACGCCAUCGCAGGGGCUCCUCCAGCAGGUAGAAAAAGGCAGCUCGGGGAGGAGGAGGUGGCCGCGGGUGCCCGUAGGCCAGCCUCCACCUGGCCUGGAGACGGCCAGAACUGCUACCUCAGUGACCACAGCCAAUGGUGUGGCUCUGCCUCAACUAGCCAAUAGGACGCAGAGUCUGUUGACUAAUGCAAGCACCGAUGCAAUGGCUCUACAUCUCGAGCACCAUAACGCCAACGUAUCGGCAGGGACUGUCGCCAGCGGCCUGGCUAAUGGCAGUGCCAGUCUGCCAUCCGUAGCCCCGACAAUCUCCAUCCCUACCCCGCCAACUACAGCUGUCCGGGAGCUGGUGGUGUCAGCAGGCAAAAGUGUGGAGGUCACGCUGCCACUCAGCGAGGUGGAGCUCUAUGCUUUCGUCCUGCCGGCGCCCCCUGAUGGCACAGACUACACAUUCGACUGGCGUUUGAUCACUCACCCCCUGGAUUACAGCGGUGAGAUGGAGGGCAAGCACAGCAAGACUCUCAAGUUGAGCAAGCUGACUGUGGGGUUUUAUGAGUUCGAGGUUCUGGUGGACGGAGUGGGGGCGCAUGGAGAGGGUUAUGUCAACGUCACUGUCAAACCAGAGCCGCGGGUAAACAAGCCACCUGUUGCCAUGGUUUCCCCGAGGUUCCAGGAGAUCUCCUUGCCAACCAGCUCCACGGUGAUAGACGGCAGUCGUAGCACUGAUGACGAUAAGAUUGUGGCCUGGCACUGGGAGGAGGUGAAGGGGCCCCUGCGGGAUGAGAAGGUCUCCGCCGACACCCCCAUCCUCACCCUCACCAGCCUGGUGCCCGGAAACUACACCUUCAGGCUUACGGUGAUAGAUUCUGAUGGUGCCCAGAGCUCCACGCAAGCAACGCUGUUGGUCAACAAGGCCAUGGACUAUCCCCCAGUGGCCAACGCAGGCCCCAACCAAGUGAUCACGCUGCCCCACAACUCCAUCACUCUCUACGGCAACCAGAGUACCGACGACCACGACCCUCUGGCCUACCAGUGGUCCCUCACCCCUGAGAGCAAGGGAAAGGUGGUGGAGAUGCAGGGAGUGCUGACCCCCACGCUGCAGCUCUCUGCCAUGCAGGAAGGGGACUACACCUUCCAGCUCACUGUCACCGAUUCGGCGGGACAGCAGGACACGGCCCAGGUCACCGUCAUCGUGCAGCCCGAAAAUAACAAGCCCCCCACAGCCAACGCUGGCCCCGAGAAGGAGCUCACUCUGCCCGUGGACCACACCACCCUGGACGGCAGCAAAAGCAGCGACGACCAGAAGAUUGUCGCCUACCACUGGAUCCAGAGCAAGGGCCCCGAGGGAGUCAAGAUCGAGAAUGCAGACAGUGUGGUUGCUACGGUGACAGGUCUGAAUGGUGGAGAGUAUGUGUUCAGCCUGACUGUGACGGACGAGCGCAAUCUGCAGAGCACGGACACCGUCAGAGUCAUGGUCAAAGAGGAGCUGGAUCAGCCUCCUGUGGCCCGGGUUCUGUCCAGCCCGCCCAUCUUCCUCCCUGUUCGGACUGCAGCACUCGAUGGGUCACACUCCUCGGACGAUAAGGGGACCAUCAGUUACUUUUGGACCCGGGAGGAGAACAGCCCUGCAGCAGGGGACGUGCUGAAUAACUCCGACCACCAGGCCGUGCUGCUGCUCGGUAACCUGGUGGAGGGGAAGUACAGUUUCAUGCUGACGGUCACGGACAGCAAAGGCCAGAGCAACAUGGACCGUGGCACCGUGGAGGUGCGGCCAGAUAAGUGGGAGCGGGACCUGGUGGAGCUAGUUCUGGAAGUGGGCGUCCCACAUGUGUCUCACCGGCAGCAGGACAUGCUUCUGCGGCAGGUGGGGGUUCUGCUCGGCGUGCUUGACAGUGACAUCGUCGUCCGUGAAAUCAGCGCCUUCAAUGAGCACAGCACCCGUAUCGUGUUUUUGGUCUUUGGUGGACCGGGGCGCCCCCCUCUGUCUGGGCAAGAUGUUGCUUUGGCUCUGCGCAACAAAUUGCGCAAACAGAAGAAUGAUUUCCUGAUCUUCAAGGCCCGACGGGUGGACACUGUCAUUUGCCAGCUGAACUGCUCCGGUCAUGGGGAGUGUGACUCAUUCACCCGCCGCUGUGUCUGCCACCCCUUCUGGAUGGAGAACUUCAUCUGGGUGCAGCUGGGAGACGCAGAGAGUAACUGUGAAUGGAGUGUGCUUUAUGUAACCAUAGCGUCCUUCAUGAUAGUGGUCGCCAUGGGAACGCUCAUCUGGGGAGUUGUGUGUUGUUGCCGCAGGCGCAAGAGCCGCUUGCGUAGAAAGAGCCGGUAUAAGAUGCUGGAAGCCGAUGAGCAGGACAGUCUGGAGCUGCAGCUACCUCGAGCUGGCCGGUUGAAGCCGCUGGCCCCUCCUGUCUCAUCCGCACUCAUGCACUCGGACUCGGACCUGGACAGCGAUGACGGGCAAGCCAGCACCACCUGGUCCGAGCGGGAGAGGGGCCACCUGCUGAAGCACCAAAACGGGGCCCUGAGGAAUGGCCAGGGGCCCCUGAGAGCCAAGAAGCAGAGGGAAGAACUGUUAUAGCGAUCGUGCUGGGGGGGGGGGGGGGACUUAAAUGCUGACCCUGUGACCUCUGGCAGGAAAUGACACGUGAACUGUCACGCUCUGCUGUAAGUGAUCCCAUGCACAUGCUCCCCAUCAUUCCCACUGAGCCAAGAUGGAACUAGUGACUCCAACACACCCAACCUGGAAUGGAGGUGGGGGAGGCAUAAUGCCAGAUGGACACCGGAGGGCGACAUCAUGCCAGCACUCCCCGGCCCUGUCCAUAGCACCACGCACCCCGGAAUGCCUGAGACACUCCUUCCUUCCCCUGCUGAAGAGACUCCCCUGUAUCAUCAACUGUUCUAUCCAUGCAGUGCACCCCCUCACCCCCAUCGCAAUAACGCAUAGGAUGGGCUCAUUGUGAAUCCCAGAGCCAGUAAACCCAGCCUGUGUAUGAAUGUGGCGUGUGAAGCUCCCCCUGCAUGCGUCUCAGCAAAGAUGUGCAAUAUACUCGAUGACACUGAACCGCCCGGCGGAACAGCAGCCGUGAGCAGCAGGAGCUGCUCUUCUCUGUAGACUUGGCUUGUAGCUCACACUGGAUGAAGACACUGGACACAUGACUGCAGACACUGACACUAAUUGUCCUUUGGGACACGUCCUGGAGCGGCCGCCUCUGGAACCUGAGACUGAAGGCUGGCUCGGGUCCCUUUCAGCGACAUCCUUUUUAAAACUCCGUUCAGGGGCCCCCCCUGUUUCGAUGCACUUUGUCGUUCUCGAUGUUGCUCUGUCCACCUGACUGCCGCGAUCUCGCUGACUGCUGCUCCAUCCAGUCCACCUGCCGGUACAGCGCAGCGCAGUCAAUUCUAGAAUGUUCCCCGUGUUGUGACAGUAGCUAACUAGCAAGUAAGGAUACAGACAUACUGUUGUACCUCUGAGUGAGGUACAUCGCCUGCGUUAGCCCACUGUACAAAGAGGGCAAUUCCUAGAUUGCCUUGGAUGCAGUUUGCUGGGUGCACUGACACAGCACUGUUGUGUGUGAAGGAUUUGGUUUCCACUCUGUUUGUUUACUGUGAUUAUUUAGGUGCUCCCUGCCUGUGCAGUCUGCCCAUGUCUGAGCUGGGCACCCAUUCAAAACAAAUCGGAUACCUUUCCCAUACUGGGUGUGUGAGGGUCUAUGUGUUGAAAUACAGCUCCAGGGCAUUGUGGGAAAUGGGACUCCACUGCCUUGGCAGCCAGGAGGUGCCUGUUUGCAUUUUUUACAGUCUACUUUUAAUGUUCUGACUUCUUGUUUUAGCUGAAGGAUUUCCUUCAUUCUGUGACUGGGUCUGUAAAUUUAAAGAGGGGAAUAUUUAAGUCUGUCUCUGAUCUUAGUUUAUUCUGCACCUGCAGUUAAUUUGUAUGUUUGUUAAGAGCUCCCAGUGCAGGACGGGAGGUAGAAUAGGGAAAUGGCAAUUUCCAGUGCACCUGAUUUGCUGGGGCACUUUUAGUGCUCAGUUAUUGCAGUGUCACUGGCGUCAUGUUACACACUAGACAGCAUGAGGGUGUGAAACAAGCCCUUUGUCUCAGGUUAAAUAACUUUGUUGACGAACCUUUGUAAGCAGGAGAUGCCAUCUCUGAGGUCAUCUCAGUUGCUCCCGGAAACCGCAUCCAAGUGAUUAACUUGAGGAAUAUUGUAUGUGUGGUGUUGGAUAACCUGAAGAAAUGACCACUGACAAAAUAAUAAACAUUUAGUUAUUUCAACAA
Molecule: messenger RNA, 5166 nt
Organism: Brienomyrus brachyistius
Lineage: Eukaryota; Metazoa; Chordata; Actinopteri; Osteoglossiformes; Mormyridae
Product: KIAA0319-like ortholog
Exons: 23
Coding region: 547-3465 (972 amino acids)
Biological process (GO): homophilic cell-cell adhesion
Cellular component (GO): plasma membrane; cytoplasmic vesicle
Molecular function (GO): calcium ion binding
Source: RefSeq, a predicted model, not a curated record